CCACACAUCUUUUCUUCGCCCUUUAACCUCUCUUGUUAUUUCAUUCAUCUUCUCAGUAAGUCUAAAGCCCCCAAAAAACAUGAACGAAUUCAGUCAGUUCUUCUCCUUCUUGUUGCUCUCUUAGACUUUUUAUCGAGCAUUUGACGGACAUCGGCAUUUUCCUCCUGCGCUUCAAUGGCCGCCGCGACCUCUCUCUCUCUCCUCCCUUCCUCUUCCCUCAGCUUCAUCCCCGACCGUCCUCACCUUCUCGUCUCACCGCCCACUUCUUCUCUCUCUUCCUCUUCCUUCUCAUCGGGAGCGACCCACAAAAGCUUAAUCUCGCUCUAUUCUUCGUUUUCAAAGCUUAAUCCGAGGCUUAACCGUGCUAAACGCGGAUUUGGGCCAGUAAUUACUGCUUCUGGGGAUUACUAUGCCACUCUCGGGGUUCCGAAAUCGGCCAGUAGCAAGGAAAUCAAGGCCGCCUAUCGAAGGUUAGCUCGCCAGUACCACCCUGAUGUGAACAAGCAACCUGGAGCUACCGAGAAAUUUAAAGAGAUUAGUGCUGCAUAUGAGGUGCUAUCAGACGAUAACAAGCGAGCUUUGUAUGAUCAAUAUGGUGAAGCUGGAGUUAAGAGCACAGUAGGAGGAGGCUCAAGUGCCUAUACGACUAAUCCAUUUGAUUUAUUUGAGACAUUUUUUGGACCGAGUAUGAGCGGGUUUCCUGGUAUGGACCAAGCUGGAUUUGGAACACGUCGUCGGAGUACUGUUACUAAGGGUGAAGACAUACGUUAUGACAUCUCCUUAGGAUUUUCUGAGGCUAUAUUUGGAGCAGAAAAAGAAUUUGAACUUUCUCAUCUCGAGACAUGUGAAUCUUGCACCGGAACUGGAGCAAAACUGGGAUCCAAAAUGAGGAUAUGUUCAACUUGUGGUGGGAGGGGUCAAGUUAUGAGAACUGAGCAAACACCUUUUGGAUUGUUUUCCCAGGUUUCUAUAUGUCCAACUUGUGGUGGAGAUGGUGAAGUCAUUUCUGAAUAUUGUCGAAAAUGUGCUGGAGAAGGACGCGUUCGUGUUAAGAAAAAUAUCAAAGUAAAAGUUCCACCUGGUGUUAGUACGGGCAGUAUUCUUAGAGUUGCUGGAGAGGGUGAUGUUGGACCAAAAGGGGGCCCUCCUGGGGAUCUAUUUGUAUAUCUUGAUGUUGAAGAGAUAUCAGGGAUUCAAAGAGAUGGCAUAAACCUAACUUCCACAAUAUCUGUCAGUUAUCUAGAUGCCAUAUUGGGGACUGUCGUUAAGGUAAAGACAGUCGAAGGAGUUGCUGAUCUUCAAAUCCCACCAGGUACCCAACCCGGAGAUACUCUUGUCCUGGCAAAGAAAGGUGUACCAAAAUUGAAUAGACCAUCAAUACGUGGUGAUCACCUAUUUACAAUUAAAGUCAGUAUUCCAAAUCGUGUCAGUUCCAAGGAGCGAGAAUUGCUUGAGGAACUAGCUUCACUGAAAGACACCAACACCAGCCGUCAACGAAUUCGCCCUCAAUCUAGGCCAGCUACUAAGAGUACAGAAAGUCCAGUCGAGACCGUCGAAGAGAAAACAGGAGAAUCAGGAGAUCAAAAUGACUUGUGGCAGAAGUUAAAGGAUGUGGCUGGGUCUGUUGCAAAUGGAGCUCUAAAAUGGCUGAAAGACAACCUCUAGACUGGCCUGUUUAUUAGAUGCCGCCCAAACAGACAACAUUGAGCCAAUGCAUAACUCUCGGAUAAUGAUUUUUCCGUCUCUCAAAAAUGACCUCAAAAUACCUUAAUUCUCAUUUGCUUCAUAUUAUUUGCUGAACUUUGCAAUCAUUGUAUUGGAGAAAUCUGUUAUCUGCUCUAGUAGCAGAUAUUCUUUUAUUUAUUUAACUUGUAAAUUUUGGUAAACCAGGAAAUAAAUACAAAAUAACCUACUGCA
Messenger RNA from Morus notabilis, 1917 nucleotides. RefSeq names its product chaperone protein DnaJ. Gene Ontology annotation, biological process: protein refolding; response to heat. NCBI's taxonomy places the organism in Eukaryota, Viridiplantae, Streptophyta, Magnoliopsida, Rosales, Moraceae. The record is from RefSeq and is a predicted model, not a curated record. The coding region runs from base 175 to 1665 and encodes 496 amino acids. Gene Ontology annotation, cellular component: cytoplasm. Gene Ontology annotation, molecular function: ATP binding; heat shock protein binding. The transcript is spliced from 11 exons.